AUGGUAUCUUUAAAGCAAGAAUUCGAGUUUUACGAUUAUUUUGGACCGGUAGCUGUAAUAUCACUAUUCGCUAUCACUAUACUGCUAAUUUCAUUCUUCAUCCUCAAUUUCUUCUUUAUUUCCAAACACGAUGAACCAACCGUCUUCGAACGAAUUGCCUCAAAACACAAUCUAAGGCUUGGACCGCACAGUGUAAAAACCGUAAUAAGUCGUAAGCAACGAUAUAUGAAGGAUAAUAAUAGCGGUGAUCCGGAUGGAUCAGUUCAUGAGUCUCGAAAGGUUGUAUUCACAAAAGAACCGGAACCGGAAGUGCACAUCAAUUCUGCUUAA
This is a messenger RNA of Brugia malayi, 330 nucleotides long. RefSeq lists its product as uncharacterized. The transcript has 2 exons. The record is from RefSeq and is a predicted model, not a curated record. NCBI's taxonomy places the organism in Eukaryota, Metazoa, Nematoda, Chromadorea, Rhabditida, Onchocercidae. Bases 1 to 330 code for a protein of 109 amino acids.